Prunus armeniaca (apricot) is the source of this 426-nucleotide messenger RNA. Lineage: Eukaryota; Viridiplantae; Streptophyta; Magnoliopsida; Rosales; Rosaceae. The record is from the annotation of a GenBank genome assembly.
AUGUCUUGGCUGGACUGGGAGGAUUCGUUUGCUGCAUUCAAGGCUUUUUUCAAUGGUGACAUCAAGGUCCUCAGGUCUAUUGCUGAACUUCUUCCGUUUUGCCACAGGUAUGAGGCUUUUAUGGAGAGUAGGUGUUCUCUCCCUGCUUUCUCAAGGAGUGCGGCCUUUCGGGUUCUCAACUUGGAUUUAGCAUGUGCUGUUUUUGGCGCUCGGGCCAUCCAUAGGAUGAAGUCGUUGAUUGGUUUUGAUGGGAUAAAGGUUGCAGUUGAUACUUUGAGCCUUAAGCAACGAGAAUUGGAGGAUCAUUGCCAUGAACUGCAUGCUUUUCUUUUGGCCAAAAGGGCUGCUGCCAGUGGUGCCGAAUGCGUGGUUAAAGCAUCUGCUAGGUCAUCUCAUGAUGCUUCCUCUGUUCUUCUUAGUUACUAA